This is a messenger RNA of Loa loa (African eye worm), 1572 nucleotides long. RefSeq lists its product as hypothetical. The transcript has 10 exons. The record is from RefSeq and is a predicted model, not a curated record. Bases 15 to 1466 code for a protein of 483 amino acids. NCBI's taxonomy places the organism in Eukaryota, Metazoa, Nematoda, Chromadorea, Rhabditida, Onchocercidae.
UUGCAGAUUGUUCCAUGCAUGAGGAUAAAUUUUUGGAUAUCACUGAUAAAAGGGCGAAGAAUCUGGAUAUUGAAUGGUUUGAAUCAUUUCGUCGGUGUACUGUAUUGAGUACUUUCGGUUCAUAUAUGGAUCAUUUUGAAGUGGAACAACUGCGUUCGUUUAUGCGGUCAAUACUUGAAGCUGUAUUAAAGAACUAUAAAUGUGAUGCAGAUUUCGAAAUAAGUGCUAAGGAAAAGAAGAAGCGCAAGUUACUGAUGCAGUGCCUCGUAAAUGCGGCGAAUGGUUCGGAAAAUCUUCGUUCAUGUGCUGAUGAUUAUACAGAGAGUUGUCUCAGAGCGUUACUGAAAUUGGAAUGGUUACAAAACGAAGCAUUUGCUGCCGUGAUUAAUUUUUCAAAACCUGAAAAUGGAGAGAUGUACUAUAAGAUUGCAUUUGAAUGCAGCAUCUUAUGGAAUCAAGUUUGCCGUGACAUAAAAAAAUUAGGGAGCAACGAAGUGGAUAUGAUGACAAGGAGUAGUAGUGAAUCUCAAAAUUGUGAGGCCCUGACAAAAGCUUAUGAUAAAAGAUCCUGGUUAUUGGCGAUAUUUGCUAAAUAUUUGGAAGUUAAUGAUGACUUUCUUAAUGUUUGUGGGGAAAUCAUUGAACCAUUUUCUAUUGAUACAUUUAUUGACAUUGUCGACACUGUGAUGGAAUUUGGUAAAAAAGGUUGUAAUAUUAAACUUGCUGCCGGGAAUGUAAGAUAUAUAUUAACCUUCUUAGAAAAGGCACUAAGGGAAUUCGGCACAUUUGAAAAAGGUAAUAAAAUGGAAGAAGAAUACAAAGGGAUGAACAACUUUAACAGUAUCUUCCGCAUCCAUGUUUUAUUGGAAAUGAUUUUGGAAUUAGUUUCCCUGGAACAAUAUCACUCAAUAUUUAAAGCAGAUAUAACAGCUGCGAAAUUGAUUCUUCACAUAAUGGAGGGGGUACUGCACUACGAUUACUGCAAAUACCAAAGUGAAGCAUGCAUUUCGAAAUCCCAAAAGAAAUUCAGCGAUCGACCUAGGAUUAAACUGCUACCAAGGAAUGCAGCUAAUAUAAGCUGCGUUUAUAAUUUCGCUAUAGCUUUAAGCAUGUUUGAUGAUGUGAAGCUGAUUGAAACCAUGAAAUUGUCGUGCCUAGAGUUACUGGGUAUUCUAUGUUACGAAAAUGACUUAAACCGUGAAUACCUUGGAGCAAAUGACAGUAUUUCAUUAUUAUUAAGUUGCAUGUAUAUACGCGAUGACCAUAAUCCGAUUGGGAGACUUUAUGCAAUUGCUGGCCUGCGACAUUUAGUUUUAGGUUAUCCACCAAAUCAGUUACGACUUGCUCAACUUCCAGAGGUACCGUCGGCAAUUAUCGAACGAGAUGGUUUGUUGAGAUCAUUAGGUUUGUGUGCUGUGUAUGACCAGGAAACAAAGAAGAUUCAACUCAAGCCAGUAUCACGAUAAGCAGAAGUACUUCUUUUUACAGUGGAACACUCUCUUUAAUGUGAGACGGAAUGCAGAAAAGAGGAAGAUAAUAUAGUAUUGAAUAACACAAGAUGUUGAGGCUGAU